AAUAGCUGCAGCUGUCGGAGAGCGCGGGAGCCUUCGGAGCAGGGCCUCAGAGAAGCGGGCAAUGGCGCUGGUUCUCUGAAGAGAGUGCUUUACCUCAGGAAGGGCCACGCGCGGCCGGGCAGAGGGAGUCCCGUGGCGGCCGAGAUGGCCUGCUGUCACAAAGUGAUGCUGCUGGUGGACACAGCGGGCGUCUCUGCUCCUCAUAGCCCGGCCCGACGCGCCGCCCUCCGGCUCCUCACUUACCUGAGCUGCCGCUUCGGCCUUGCCAGGGUCCACUGGACCUUCAAGUUCUUCGACUCUCAGGGGGCACGGAGCCGGCCCUCCCGCGUGUCCGACUUCCGCGAGCUGGGGAGCCGCUCCUGGGAGGACUUCGAGGAGGAGCUGGAGGCCAGGCUGGGGGAUCGCCCUCCCGGAGCUCACCUGCCGGGCCCGACGCCCAGAGCCACCCACACGCACGGUGCCCUGAUGGAGACGCUGCUCGACUACCAGUGGGACCGGCCGGAGAUCACGUCGCCCACCAAGCCGAUCCUGCGGAGUAGCGGCAGGAGGCUGCUGGACGCCGACGGCGAGGCCAGGGAGGCCCAGGCCGCGCUCGGGGGCUUUGGGAACGCCGUCUUCCUCCUGGCGCCCUGUCCUCACUCGCAGAGGGAGCUGCUUCAGUUCGUGUCCGGGUGCGAGGCACAGGCUCAACGCGUGCCGCUCACCCCCAAGCAGGUGAUGGAGAAGGUGUUGCCCAAGAGAGUCCAAGAGGUUAUGAUCGCCCGAAAUAUCACCUUGUACUGGGUGGACACCACCGAGCGAUCUAAGUUGUGGGCUUCCCCAGACCAUGUUGGAUACUGGACAGUGUGUGAGCUGCUACACCAUGGAGGAGGUACCAUCUUGCCAGCUGAAACUUGGAGCCUGGGAUUUACUAAAGCCAGGGAAACAGUGCUGCCAUGUGGUGGCGAGCUGUCACACAAACCUCACCCCUCCCCGUGGAUCUCAGCUCUGCCAAUAGAUGCCACUGUAAACUGUUUGCUGUAUAAUUCUGAGUAUGAAGCCUCAUUUCCACGAAUUGAAGGAACAUUAUUUCUCCCUGUUCAAGGCAAAGAAAUUGAAGAAACAUGGGCAAUCUCCCUGGAGCCUUUAGCCAUGCAUCAGAGACAUUUUCAAAAGCCAGUCAGAAUUGUCCUAAGAGGCUCAGUGGCACAGUGGUCUCUCCCAGUGAGUAGUGCUUUAGGCACUGACAGUUGGAUGCUACAAAGUCCAGAGGAACACAGGUCAACUCAAAGGCUGUUGUUUCAGGAGCUGGUAAGCAGGCUGACUGCUGAAGAAUUCCAUCUGGUUGCCAGUGUGGAUCCUGGUGAAGGCUGGCCCCCCAUAACGGGAAUUAUUUCCCCAUUCUCUGCCAAUGCCAUGAUUCUCACAGUGUUCCGAGCCAAAGAAGCUGAAUUUCAAAGCCAUUUUCUCCAAACAGCUGCGACUGAAGGUUCCCAGGAUACAGCUUCCCUUUUCUCAGAUGUUGUAGAUAGUGUCCUGAAUCAGAGUCAUAAUUUAUUUGAAGACCCUGCGUCUUCUGCCCCCUGUGUUCCAGAGUGGGUCCAGCAGGAGCUUAGUCAUACCAGCUCCUGGAGUCCAGCUCUUGUCGAAAAGUGGUUUCCUUUCUCCAACGCCAGUGGUGCUACUUCAGACUUGAUGGAAUCAUUUUGGUUGUUACACGCUGCCUCACCUGAUAAUGAUGAAUCCUCCAAAACCGAAAGUGAACUAACACGCUGCCUCUCUGAGCUCUACCAGAGAUCUCACGAAGAAUCUACUGUAGUCAAUCAAGAACGCAGCAGAAAGAAACGUGGUAUCCCUCGAACUCCAGUGAGACAGAAGAUGAAUACCAUGUCCCGCUCCUUGAAGAUGUUGAAUGUGGCAAGGCUAAAUGUAAAGGCUCAGAAAUUACAUCCAGAUGGUAGUCCAGACACGGCUGUAGAGAAAGGGCUCCAGAAAGCUGUCAUUGGCAGAACAGCAGACAAAUUGGAAGAUAGAGGAAGGAUAUUAAGAAGUUCUAAACUUAAAGAAUUUAAAACCGAGGAGGAGCUUCUGGCUUACAUACAUGACAACUACCAAAAGGCUGUGGCUACGGAAGAAAUCACAUUGUAUUCAUGUGCACAAAAUAUGGUCUCAACCAUUAAAAUGUUCCUAAAAUCAAAGGACAUCAAGGAAUUAGAAGUGGCCUGCCUGAGUCAUGUGAACAGUAACCUCUUAAAAACCAGCAAGACCCUUAGACAGAACCUAGCCGGAAAGAUGGAUACAGAGGACAAAGUCGGAGAGUGCCAGCUUCAGGUAUUUCUUCGUCUGGAGAUGUGUGAGCAGUGCCCCUCAGUCCUGGACCGCCCAGAUGAGGUGGAGCGCAUAGUGGAGGAGGUGACAGAUUUGCUGCGUCUGGUGUGUCUCACUAAGGACUCAGCGUACCUGUCAGAGUUUCUGGAGGAGAUCUUGAGAUUGUAUAUUGGCUCCAUCCCCGGGACAAUUGGACAACUCUACCACAGCCUGGGGUUAAAAAUUCCUCAGAAGCUGGCUGGAGUCCUUCCUACAGGGUUUUUCAGUGAUGAUUCUAUGUCUCAAGAGAGCAUGUCACCACCUCCCUCAUCAAGUACUCACAGAUCAGUGUCGGCCAUUACUGAGUCUGAGCAGCUGGAGGAGCUUCGGACCAGAUCAGCCAAGAAGAGAAGGAAAAAUGCACUAAUAAGACAUAAAAGUAUUGCAGAGAUUUCCCAGACUCUUCGACAAAUUGAAGUUCCCAAAGUGUCCAAGAGAGCUACAAGAAAUGAGAACUCCCACUCUGCUUCCAUACAGCUGCCAGUCCCGAGGAAAGACACAAUACAGGAAGUAACAAAAGUUCGAAGAAACCUCUUCAACCAGGAAAUGCUUUCUCCUUCAAAGAGGGGGCUAAAGAAGGGGCUGCCUCGCAGCCAUUCUGUAUCUGCUUUGGAAUGUCUCCACCAUAAACAGGACAAGUUCAAGAAGACCAAAAGCAGCACAUUUCAGGGUUAUUGCAAACUGCUGACUAAGAGUGUGGCUGAGACCCCAGUCCACAAGCAAAUCUCCAGGAGGCUGCUCCAUAGACAAAUCAAGGGCAGGUCUUCUGAUCCUGGUCCUGAUAUUCAUGUAGUUGAAGAGUCUCCUGAAAAAGAGGAUGAAAUGACUUUGAGAAGAAGUCCUCGAAUCAAGCAGCUGUCAUUUAGCAGAACGAACUCUGGCUCCUUCUAUUCUGUAUCUCAGCCGAAAUCUCGAAGUGUGCAAAGAAUCCACUCGUCCCAGCAGGAGUCAGAACAAAGAGAAAAUUUUCCAGUUCAAAGUAUUCAGUCUCCUAAAACACUUCUUUUUGGGGCAUUGUCUGAGAUUCCCAGCUCCUCUAAGAAGGGUUCAGCCCAAAUUAAGAGAUCCUUAAGAAGCAUGUUGGAUUCUGAGAUAUCUACAUCUUACGAGACUCCCAAAAAGAGUAACCAGAAAUCUCCAAGCUUUUCUAAAACUACACCAAGAAGAUUCCCUCGUACAGCACAGACCUUACUAUACACUCCAGAAAGACUACAAAACUCCCCUACAGAAAUGACAUCAGCUGAAGGGACCAUUUCUGAAGCAACCAUAAAAACCCCCUCCUCACACGGUUACAACUCACCAUUUGCAUCAAAAGUCACUUCUCAAAAGACAGUCUCCCCAGCAAAAGAAGAGACCUCUCCUCCCCUCACAAAGCUACCCAGCACACCCAGAGAGUCUGAUGUCCAGCCACCUCAAUGUUCGUCAGACUGCACAUGGCCACACUCAGUGAAUUCCAGUCCAGAAGGUCCUUAUUACCCAGCGUCCCCACCUCCUAUGGCUGGCCAGGCCAGGAGUCAGUGUCUGACCCCUAUAAGAUACUCCUUCAGAACCCCUCCACGUACAGCCCUUGCUGGCACGUCUAAGCAGCAGGAGCACCAAGAGCUCCCUCUCCCCAGGGCCUCUCAGACACAAGAACCUCCACAGGGACUGGAGAAGAAAGCUCUCAAAAUCCCAAAGAAACCAGCACACACAAGUACUUCACCUCUUUCUCCAGAGGAACAUUAUUCUGGAUGUGAUGUCUCCCCACAUCAACCUAGGAACUCUUUGUCAGCCUCCCCUCCUCCUGGAGAACUGAAUUGGAAAGAACACCAGACAUCACCCAGUGUAACUUCAUCUGUCUCUUGUCCUGUUCCUUCAACUCCUCCUAGAACCCCACAGAGAAUGACCUGCCCCAUACCACCUUCUCCACCAUCCAAGCUUCGGAGAUCAUGUAGAAAGAAGUCCUGUCCUCCUCAGGACUUCCCAGAGUGCCAUCCUGGACCCUCUGCUGCUCCCGUGCUUAGCUCAGCCACCAGCCCAGGAGCUGUCACAGGCUCUAGAGAGGAGCAGUCUCAGUUUUCUGAAGGACAGAGUUACCUAGGCACUGGUUUCAGAAGUGACUGUCAUGUGUCCUCUCCUGUGCUCACUGCAAGUGACACAAAGUGCUUGCCACUGAUUGAUGAAGCCCAACUCCAUGGGCUUAAAAACCAAGAGGUAAAAAGUGGCAUCUUGCCAGGGGAAGAAGGUGAGGAACCAGAGAGCACUAUUGCCGACGAGCUUCCCUCUGUGUCUGACCCUGGGAUUCUUGUACCUGCGCCUUCCUCUGUGUCUAGCUCCUCUGAGCUGCUGCCCUACCCCCUGUGCUGUACAGCAGACGGAAAGCAGAGGCAAGAUGCUGCUCAGCAGGGGAGUCCACGAGCUUCCGAGGCCACCAGCAGCCCUCAGACCUACGAAGUUGAGCUGGAGAUGCAAGCUUCUGGCCUUCCCAAGCUCCGGAUUAAAAAAAUAGACCCUGGAGUUCUUUUGGAAGCUGAGGCCCUAGGAAAGGAAGCCCCCCUGGGAGAGGAGGGUGCCCUCCCUGCUCUCUGUAUGCCCAAGGCCAGCAAGUCCUCCGGGAGAACUGAGCACCCUUACUUGUCACCCCCUUGUCUCCGCCCCUCACACAGCACACCUGGCAAGAAUGGAGGUCAAACCUUCAUCUGCCAAUCUUGUACUCCCUCUCGCUGUCCCCCCAGUACCCCCUCUCCAUUUCAAGCAGAUGCUGGGGUUUCUUGGACACCAUCCCCUAAGCAAAGUGGGAAGACCACUCCUGAAAUUAUCAAAGACUGGCCCCGCAGGAAGAGGGCAGUGGAUUGCAGUGCUGGACCCUCUGCUGGGAGAGGCGAGGCCAGUAUGGACCUUCCUGGGUCCUUGUCACUGCUUGAGCCUGAGCCUGAGGGAAAGGAGCGAAGCCUUGAACAAGACCUCUCUAAGGUUCUCAUCUCAGAGGAGUUUGAACUAGAGGGGGUGUGUCAGUUGCCAGACCAGUCACCUCCCAAAGACAGUGCCUCUGUGACAGAGGAAACCUCCUGGGGACAGUUUGGAUUAGGCAGAAAGAGAUUCCUGUCCGCCAAGGAAGAAUCUGAAUACAAAGUCAAAAGGGUCUGUGAUUCCCUGAGUGAGGAUCCCCAAGCUAGCAAGCAGAAAGAGUGCUCUCCACGCUGGAGUGCACUACCACUCCACUCAGUAGGGGACGACGAGGUGUUUGUUUCUGGCUCCACCCCACCCUCUGGUUGCAUGGUUCGAAGCUGUCUCUCUGCCAGUGGUCUGCAGGCCUUGACCCAGUCUCCACUGCUGUUCCAAGGAAGAACGCCCUCCUCUCAUAGCACGGACACCAGAGAUGAGGAAGUGGAUGUGUUCCCCUCUACUGCUGAAGAGUCUCCGUUCAGCCACACCCUCUCCCGGAAACGGCCUUUCAGAACCUACACGAGAAAGAAGCUUAUUAGCUAGCCCUGCUUGAGCAUUGCGCUGGAGGACUCAAAAUGAGGAACGCUGUGAGCCUGGCUAGACCCCUUGCACUCAGGAGAUGUACUCUAGAGCAGCUUUCUCUGGGUACAGUAACAAUGCCAGACUCAUGCCAGCAAUCUAGCAUUGUGCCCAGAACACGAGUGGCCAGGACUUCAUGGGACUGAGAAAGUUCACAAGUAAAGAUGACAGCAGCAAAGUCCCUGUGGACUUAAAGAAAUUGAAGAUUCUGCAGGGUAUGGUAGUAAGCCUAUAGUCCUAGCACUUGGGAGACGGAGACAGAAGAUUCUGACUACAUAGCAUGUACAAGGGCAGCCUGGGCUACAUGAGACCCUGUCUCAAAAACAACAAAAGACAUUAAAGACCUUAAGCCUUUUUCCCAUGGUCAUCUGAAGAUUACCACUGGAAUGCCUCAUGGUCUGAAAAUUCCUCUCUAGGUCUUCAUAUGAGGCCAGGCCCUGACUCUUUAGGGGGAAGGUUGGAAGUCUGGUGGGCAGCUAGUACUAUAUAUAACUCAGACAGCCCAAAGAUCCCAUUCCAGAUCUUGGUAAUUCAGAGGACUACUGCCACACUGUGAAAUGGAAAAAAAGGAGGUGUUUACCAAGCCUUUUCUCUGGGUACAGUAACAAUGCCAGAGUUCUUUUACACAAUUGGUACUUCAUAAAGUAAGACCCAUAAGUGAAAGACGUCAGCAAGAAGCAAGCUAACAAUAAAGUCAUCCUGGCAACUUAGCAUUUGGCAUUUCUGCCUGGGAGUAACUGGCUAUGGUCCAGAGCAAUCAUACUGCAGGGUCUACCCUGAAAAGCAGCCACCGCAUGACAGUCUUAGCCAGGUAUGUGCUUGACACCUGUGUUGCCCUAUAAUCAACCUAACCAACUUGCUAUGGAGUGUUGGCAGGAGCCUCAUUUGCAGUGAGGGCUGAUUUGGAACCUUCUCAGUCUCCCCAGAAGAUUCAACCCUGUUGUGGUCCCAGGGCUCUUUCUGUUGUCAGAUGCCAGGUGAAAACUCCCAUGUCUCCUUUCAGAGAAAGAAAAGGCAGCCCUGGAAUGCUUGCAUGGGUUCAAUUGCCAGUAACACUGAUGAGUAGAGAAGGAAGGGUUUCAAGCUGGCUCUAACUAAGUUCAUAGUUAUUUGUCCUGAGUUGGGAGCCUGUGCACAGGCAGUAGGAGGGGAGAGGCAGGACUCCAAUAUGCCCUUCAAGGAUACUCUCCAAUAACCUCACCACCACCACACCCCAGCUCUGAUAGGCUCCACUGCCUCUCAGCUGAGGACCAGCCUUCAGGAAUUCUUGGGGGACAUAUUUAAGAUGUAAGCCAUAAUGAGAUUACUCCUGUUUAUUAUUAAAUGGUAUUUUUUAAAAAUUCUAAAAA
Messenger RNA from Mus musculus (house mouse), 7199 nucleotides. It is a transcript of the gene Ticrr, whose product is annotated as TOPBP1-interacting checkpoint and replication regulator. The transcript is spliced from 22 exons. The coding region runs from base 145 to 5814 and encodes 1889 amino acids. NCBI's taxonomy places the organism in Eukaryota, Metazoa, Chordata, Mammalia, Rodentia, Muridae. Gene Ontology annotation, molecular function: chromatin binding. The record is from RefSeq and is marked validated. Gene Ontology annotation, biological process: DNA replication; regulation of DNA-templated DNA replication initiation; mitotic DNA replication checkpoint signaling. Gene Ontology annotation, cellular component: nucleus; nucleoplasm.